Molecule: messenger RNA, 1583 nt
Organism: Drosophila nasuta
Lineage: Eukaryota; Metazoa; Arthropoda; Insecta; Diptera; Drosophilidae
Gene: flip
Product: ankyrin repeat and SAM domain-containing protein flippy
Exons: 4
Coding region: 494-1543 (349 amino acids)
Cellular component (GO): nucleus
Molecular function (GO): protein binding
Source: RefSeq, a predicted model, not a curated record
CACAUACAAUCGUAUAUAUAUGUAUAUUGAGAUAUAUACGGAAAAGUUUCAGUUUCAGUUCAGAGAGUACAUCAAAAAACUACAUGCUGUCGCUGUCAUUGCCACCUCCUCACCUCCUCCUCAUUCCCCAUCUCCGAGUGCUGCUUCUAUAAAAAGAGUUGGUUUCGUUGGGGCACAGGACGUCGCAAUCAACAGUCAACAGCCAGCAAAAUGUUGCAACAAUUUAUUGAUUUAACAAAAAAAGAGGAUGGAGAGGUGGGUGGGGGGAAGGGAGAAAGGAAAUGGCAUCGACAAAGCCAUUGCCAUGGCUAUGUUGAUAUUAAAGUUGUUGUUGCCGUGGCAAAUGGGAUUGAGAAUAUCGGAAUCAAAGCUCAGUCCGGCUCAGUUCGAGGCAUGUGGUCAAAACCAAUAAAGCUGGCAAAUUGGCCAAAUGUGUAUAUACGACCAAGCGGAGGCAAAAGCAACAUGUCCAAAAAUAUAAACAACAAUCAACAUGGAGCAACACAUGGAUAACAAUAAAAUUGCAAACCAAUUGCCAUCGUCGUCGUCCUCCAUGUGGCGCAACUUUGAGGCGCGCGUUUUAAAGUCGACGGUGAACAGCGUCUGCCUCGACUGGACACAACAUGACAAUGCCCGUGUCUACAGCAUUGAGAAGUAUCACAAACGUUACGACUGGCAGCAGGUGGCCUGGACAAGCACAAGUCCACACACCAUCGACAAAUUGGAGGAGAAUUUCGGCUAUCGACUGCGCAUCAAGGCGCUCCAAUUGGUCGAGGGAGAAGGAGAGAAAGAGGGAGAGAAUUGCAGCCACUAUGAGAUACUCGCCAUUUCACCGGAUGUCAUUGCCUGCACAGAAGCUGCGCCGCCCUCGACAAACUGUUUGCAUCGCGCCAUCCGCAAAUCGCAGCAAUUUCUGGUGAAGCGCAUGUUGCGUCGUCGGCCAAGUCUGGUCGAUUAUCCCGGUCCGAAUGGCUUUCUACCGCUGGCCAAUGCAAUUAUUCAGGGCGAGAUGUGUAUUAUCGAUGUGCUGCUCUCAUCCGGCUGCAGUGUUCACCUCGGGAAUCCACAAAACGGACGCACGCCGUUGCAUCUGGCCUUCUACCAUGGUCAUCUGCCCUCGGCGCGGAUACUGUUGAAUAAAAAGGCACAGCUGGAGGCGGUUGACUGCAAUGGCAUGACACCAGCGCACUGUGCCGUUGAUGCCAAUCAGCUGGAAAUGGUGAAAUUUGCACUCGAAUCGGGCGCAAAUUUGGAGGCCAGAGAUGCCUGUGAGUGGACGCUACUGAUGCGUGCAGUGGUGAUGGAUGCAAGCCUGGAGCUUAUCAAGUUGCUGGUGACGCACGGCGCCAACUUGUUGGCCGUAGAUGGCCUGGGCAAAAGCUGCAGCGAUUUGGCCAAACUUUAUCGCCGACAGCAGGCUGGGGAUUAUUUCGACAAGGUGCACACGUUUCGACUGGAAAAGGCAGCAAAGGCAGCAGCACUAAAUGCGGCAAAACAGGCAACCACAAAGGGAUUAAGUGCAGCGGUCGACGUAAUAGGAUAGAAAAGAGCUACACCAAACUAAUGAGAAUGUAGUCUGCGUU